AGCCCCGAAGCCCUCGUUUUUAGUCGCCUUUGCGAGCGUACAAUUAUCUUCAAACUGGAUCCGAAAACUCCCCAUAAUUCUAUUCGCUACGAUUGUACGUCCGCUAACAAACUACGGGUGUCUUAAAACACAAUCAUCUCGAAGUGUCUUCUUAAUUUGAGGGCUGAGGGGAUAGGGUGUGUCUUAAGUGUUUGGACCGCAAUCCUGUUCGCGAUGAUUGUACAUCCGCUAAAUCAGCCAAAACGUAAAACCGACAUCAACAUAAAGAAAUAAACAUACAAGUGUUAGAACGUUUACUUGAAGUUGUCAUACACAAGAUCGGAUACCAAUGAAAAAUCAAACAUAUUUCUGGGUUCUGGUGGACCUCUGUCUCAUGCUGACUGAGACUGGAGUUGGUAUCAGAGUCAUCUCUUACAAUGGCCGCCCAACAGUGACUCAGGGACAACACGCAGACUUGACCUGUGAGCUCAUGGAGACAAACGAGGAGCUCAUCCAGAUCUCAUGGCAGAAGAGUACCAGGGGUUACCGUGCCAACCACAACUUCUUCCUCAUCACCCCUAGCCAGGGUCCAUCACAUGUCAAGGGGCGGGGGGACAGGGUGGGCUUUAUUGGGAACACCACUGCGCUGGUGGGCUCUAUCCGACUGGGGGAUGUGUCCCUGACUGAUGAGGGCGUCUACACUUGCAUCUUCACUGUGUUCCCCAGUGGGCCGUACAAGGCAGAGAUCCACCUCAAUGUCCAAAUCCCUCCUGUGAUUUCGGUUGCUGUGGAUACUCCACCCGUGGUUGCUGAGGGGCAGGAGAGCAUCUUGGCCACAUGCACAGCGGCUAACGCCAAGCCCCCCGCUGAGGUACGGUGGAGCACGGCCAGUGCAGGACAACCACUGAGUCUGACAACCUCAACCAACACUACACUGAACCCAGACGACACCGCCACGGUGAGGGUCCACCUGAAGGGAGAGCCCUCCAGGGUCCUGCACCAACAGGAGGUUCAGUGCCUGGUGAACCACACCACUCUGAGCCAGCAGAAGGUCGUUCCCUAGGAGAUAGAUAUACACUAUCCUCCAAAUUCGGUCAAAAUCAUCAUGAAUGAGUGCGCACCCCAGGCACCGGCGUUUCAGUGUUUAGUAGAUGCCAACCCCCCCCCGUCAGAGUUCACAUGGAAGAGACUGAAUAGAUCAAACCUCAGUGAGACUGGGGGCUUGUUGGAGUUAGUGAAGGUGGGCCCUGACUUCAGUGGUCUGUACAGCUGUGAGGUGUCCAACUCAUAUGGAGCAGCAUCUGGUUUCCUAUAUGUGCAUAAAGUUGAUCAGCGCUCCAUUGUACCAGUAGCCUUGUGGGUUUUCCUCCCCAUACUCCUCUUCCUCUGCAUUGUAACUGUAUCACUCUGGCUGUUGUUUUCCAGAGGACCCCUGAGAGAGAGGUAGCAUUGUGCAACUUCAGGACAAACAGUGUACACACACCUUUAUUAUAAUAAUAUAUGCCAUUUAGCAGACGCUUUUAUCCAAAGCGACUUACAGUCAUGUGUGCAUACAUUCUACGUAUGGGUGGUCCCGGGGAUCGAACCCACUACCCUGGCGUUACAAGCGCCAUGCUCUACCAACUGAGCUACAGAAGGACCAUUGACAAGUAUCAUUAUGUAUCAUUAUGUUCUGCUGCUUUGUCUAAAAUUAUAUUUACAGUGCCUUCAGAAAGUAUUAAUUCUUGACUUGUUCCACAUUUUGUUGUUACAGCCUGAAUUCAAACUGGAUUAUAUUUAGAUUAAAACAAUCAGAAAUUGAAUAUCCCUUUUGAGCUGGUUAUUAAUUACACUUUGGAUGGUGUAUCAAUACACCCAGUCCUCUUGCUCAGUUGUGCACCGGGGCCUCCCACUCCUCUUUCUAUUCUGGUUAGAGUCAGUUUGCGCUGUUCUGUGAAGGGAGUAGUACACAGCGUUGUACGAGAUCUUCAGUUUCUUGGCAAUUUCUCGCAUGGAAUAGCCUUCAUUUCUCAGAACAAGAGAGGACUGACGAGUUUCAGAACAAAUUCGUUUCUGGCCCUUUUGAGCCUGAAGUCGAACCCACAAAUGCUGAUGCUCCAGAUACUCAACUAGUCUAAAGAAGGCCAGUUUUAUUGCAUCUUUAAUCAGAACAACAGUUUUCAGCUGUGCUGCCAUAAUUACAGAAGGGUUUUGUAAUUAACUUGGUUUAGCGAACACAACCUGCCAUUGGAACACAGGAGUGAUGGUUGCUGAUAAUGGGCCUCUGUACACCUAUGUAGAUAUUCCAUCAAAAAUCUGUUGUUUCCAGCUACAAUAGUCAUUUACAACAUUAACAAUGUCCACACUGUAUUUCUGAUCAAUUUGACGUUAUUUUAAUGGACAAAAAAAAUGUUUGAACGGUAGUGUAUAUUUAAUCCAUUUUGAAUUCGUGCUGUAACACAAAGUACAUUAUAAUAGUAAGGAGUAAGUCAAGGGGUAUGAAUACUUUCUGAAGGAACGAUGUGUUCUUUGCAGAGCCAUGGCACUGUUUUUUUGUAGUGGGGAGGCCACCCAAAACCCAGGAAGGGUAAGCCGUAAAGAACUGCAGGAUUCUCCAGUGUGUGAGUCCGUCGAGGUUGAGAAACAGAAAGGUGCGGUUUGACAAGGAUUGUGUUGAUUGGGUAACAUGAGGGGUUUCUCGAUGUUAGAAACAGGGUUAUGUUUUGUUUUUGUGCUCUUGCCUUUAAAAAACAAAUGUUGACAUGUUCCAAUGAGCAUCUAAACUGUUUAGAAGUGAAGAUGAUUUCUAUGGGGAUUUAUACGUUUUUGUCAUGGUUUUGACUGUUUAUGUACAAAUGUUCAGACACAGUUUUGUUACGAGUUUGUAAUGGUAAAACUGUACCGCGACAUACGAGAUUGUAUUAUAAGAGUGUACAGCAUAAAUCGUUUGAAUUCUAAAAAUUCCUCAAACAAGUUUAACUAUCACUGUAUUUGUGUAGACCUAUUAUGUCAUUCAGUAUUGUGUUGGAAUGUAGCAGUUACUUUUGUAUAAAAUAGCUGCAUGGUUUG
Messenger RNA from Oncorhynchus gorbuscha (pink salmon), 3027 nucleotides. RefSeq names its product nectin-1-like. Bases 329 to 1042 code for a protein of 237 amino acids. Gene Ontology annotation, biological process: homophilic cell-cell adhesion; heterophilic cell-cell adhesion. The transcript is spliced from 7 exons. NCBI's taxonomy places the organism in Eukaryota, Metazoa, Chordata, Actinopteri, Salmoniformes, Salmonidae. Gene Ontology annotation, cellular component: adherens junction. The record is from RefSeq and is a predicted model, not a curated record.